Molecule: messenger RNA, 1119 nt
Organism: Botrytis byssoidea
Lineage: Eukaryota; Fungi; Ascomycota; Leotiomycetes; Helotiales; Sclerotiniaceae
Exons: 4
Coding region: 1-1119 (372 amino acids)
Source: RefSeq, a predicted model, not a curated record
AUGGCCGGCCCCGUAAGACAACCGAUUGAUCUCCCGGCGCUGGAGAAAUAUAUCGAUACGCAUGUUCCGGAAAUCACAACCCCGAUUGAGAUUAAACAGUUCGGCUUCGGACAAUCCAAUCCCACAUACCAGCUCCUGUCCUCCAAUGGUCGCAAAUACGUGAUGCGCAAGAAACCACCCGGAAAACUCGUUUCGAAGACGGCGCAUCAGGUCGAGCGCGAGUACCGCGUCAUCCACGCGUUGGAGAACACGGAUGUGCCGGUCCCGAAAACGUAUUGUUUGUGUGAGGAUGAGGGGGUCAUUGGGACGCCGUUUUAUAUUAUGGAGUUUUUGGAUGGGAGGAUUAUCGAGGAUCCGGGGAUGCCCGGGGUGGGUGAGGGGGAGAGGAGAGAGAUGUGGCACGAUGCCAUCCGCACUCUAGCCAAACUCCACCGUGUGGACAUCGCGCAAGCGGGACUGACGAGUUUCGGCAAAGCAAACGGAUUCUACGAUCGCCAGAUCAAAACGUUUGGCACCAUCAGUGCGGCGCAAGCGUCGACGGUGGAUAUCGAGACGCAGAAACCCGUGGGCCCGAUCCCGCAUAUCGAGGAGAUCUUGGGAUUCUUCAGAGAUAAGAGAUAUCAACCGCGCGAUCGAGGGACUCUCGUGCAUGGAGAUUAUAAAAUUGAUAAUCUCGUCUUUCAUAAGACCGAACCGAGGGUUAUUGGCAUUCUGGACUGGGAAAUGUCCACCAUCGGGCACCCCCUCUCAGAUCUCGUCAACAUCCUCUCCCCCCACAGCGUACGGCACGAAGAAAAAUUCGCCUCGCUCCCCCAAUUCCGCGACGCGGACAUCCCCGGUCUGCCCGCGCAAGCGGAGCUCAUCGCCUGGUAUCGGGACACGGCAGGCUGGGAUCCGGAGCCCGAUUUAUCGUGGGGCGUCGCCUUUGGUUUCUUUAGGAAUACGUGUAUUUAUCAGGGUAUUGCAGCGCGGUGGGCGGUGAGGCAGGCGAGUAGUGCGAAGGCGGAGGUGCAUGCGUUGGCGAGGUGGCCGAUGGGGGAGUUGUGUUGGAAGUUUGUGGGGUUGGCGAGGAGGGGGAGGGAGGAGGGGGAGAGGGAGGGGGAGAAGGCGAAGUUGUAG